CCAUUGGCGCUGGGGCCGGGCGGGUGCGCGGGCGGGGCGACGGUUCCCAGUCGGGCGCGCGCGGGCAGGGUCCUCAUUGCCUGCUGCGCACCCGGGCGUGCGGCUCCCCUCGGCCUCCUCGCCAUGGACGCGGACCACUCCCAGGGCCCCAAGGGUUCCUUGCGGAAACUCCUGGAGCACCUCUCCGGAGCCGGCAAGGCUAUCGGCGUGCUGACCAGCGGCGGGGAUGCCCAAGGUAUGAAUGCUGCUGUGCGCGCCGUAGUGCGCAUGGGUAUCUACGUGGGAGCCAAGGUGUACUUCAUCUAUGAGGGCUACCAGGGCAUGGUGGAUGGAGGCUCGAACAUCGUGGAGGCCGACUGGGAGAGCGUCUCCAGCAUCCUGCAAGUGGGCGGGACGAUCAUCGGCAGUGCGCGGUGCCAGGCCUUCCGCACAAGGGAUGGCCGCCUGAAGGCCGCCUGCAACCUGGUGCAGCGUGGCAUCACCAACCUGUGUGUGAUUGGCGGGGACGGGAGCCUCACCGGGGCCAACCUCUUCCGGAAGGAGUGGAGUGGGCUUCUGGAGGAGCUGGCCAAGAACGGCCAGAUCGAGAAGGAGGCCGUGCAGAGGUACGCCCACCUCAACGUGGUGGGCAUGGUGGGAUCCAUCGACAAUGACUUCUGUGGCACUGACAUGACCAUCGGCACCGACUCGGCCCUGCACAGGAUCAUCGAGGUGGUGGAUGCCAUCAUGACUACGGCCCAGAGCCACCAGAGGACCUUCGUUCUGGAGGUGAUGGGGCGACACUGUGGGUACCUGGCCCUGGUGAGUGCCUUGGCAUGCGGUGCAGACUGGGUGUUCCUUCCAGAAUCUCCACCAGAGGAAGGCUGGGAGGAGCAGAUGUGUGUGAAACUCUCCGAGAACCGUGCCCGGAAAAAAAGGCUGAAUAUUAUUAUUGUGGCUGAAGGAGCAAUUGACACCCAAAAUAAACCCAUUACCUCUGAGAAAAUCAAAGACCUUGUCGUCACGCAGCUGGGCUACGACACACGCGUGACCAUCCUCGGGCACGUGCAGAGAGGAGGGACCCCUUCGGCAUUCGACAGGAUCUUGGCGAGCCGCAUGGGAGUGGAGGCGGUCAUCGCCCUGCUGGAGGCCACCCCCGACACUCCAGCUUGUGUCGUGUCUCUGAGUGGGAACCACGCUGUACGCCUGCCGCUGAUGGAGUGUGUGCAGAUGACUCAGGAUGUGCAGAAGGCGAUGGAUGAGCGGAGGUUUCAGGACGCGGUUCAACUCCGGGGGAAGAGCUUUGAGGGCAACCUGAACACCUACAAGCGACUUGCCAUCAAGCUGCCGGAUGAUCAGAUCCCAAAGACCAAUUGCAACGUGGCUGUCAUCAAUGUGGGGGCACCCGCAGCUGGGAUGAAUGCAGCUGUGCGCUCAGCUGUGCGCAUGGGCAUCGCCGACGGCCACAGGAUGCUUGCCAUCUAUGAUGGCUUUGACGGCUUUGCCAAAGGCCAGAUCAAAGAAAUCGGCUGGACAGACGUCGGGGGCUGGACCGGCCAGGGAGGCUCCAUUCUCGGAACAAAACGCGUUCUCCCGGGAAAGUACUUGGAGGAGAUCGCCACACAGAUGCGCAUGCACAGUAUCAACGCGCUGCUGAUCAUCGGGGGAUUUGAGGCCUACCUGGGACUCCUGGAGCUGUCAGCCGCCCGGGAGAAGCACGAGGAAUUCUGUGUCCCCAUGGUCAUGGUUCCCGCCACUGUGUCCAACAAUGUGCCCGGUUCCGAUUUCAGCAUCGGGGCAGACACAGCUCUGAAUACGAUCACUGACGCUUACAAGAGCGUGUGUGACAUGGCCGAGGCGCGAAGCCGCUACCAGGAGCUUUGCAUUCCUCUGUGUUUGGUGCCUGCCACCAUUAGCAACAAUGUCCCGGGCACAGAAAUCAGCCUGGGCUCUGACACAGGCCUGAACGCCCUCGUUCAGACAUGCGACCGCAUCAAGCAGUCAGCCAGCGGGACCAAGCGGCGCGUCUUCAUCAUUGAGACCAUGGGGGGCUACUGCGGCUACCUGGCCAACAUGGGAGGGCUGGCGGCUGGAGCCGACGCUGCGUACAUUUUCGAGGAGCCCUUCGACAUCAGGGACCUACAGUCCAACGUGGAGCACCUGACAGAGAAAAUGAAGACCACCAUCCAGAGGGGCCUUGUGCUCAGAAAUGAGAGCUGCAGCGAAAACUACACCACCGACUUCAUUUACCAGCUCUAUUCGGAAGAGGGCAAAGGGGUGUUUGACUGCAGGAAGAAUGUGCUGGGCCACAUGCAGCAGGGUGGAGCACCUUCUCCAUUUGAUAGAAACUUUGGAACCAAAAUCUCUGCCAGAGCUAUGGAGUGGAUCACUGCGAAGCUCAAAGCGGCCCGGGGCAGAGGAAAAAAAUUUACCACUGAUGAUUCUGUUUGUGUGCUGGGAAUAAGCAAAAGAAACGUCAUUUUUCAACCUGUGGCAGAGCUGAAGAAGGAAACGGAUUUUGAGCACAGGAUUCCCAAAGAACAGUGGUGGCUGAAGCUGCGGCCCCUCAUGAAAAUCCUGGCCAAGUACAAGGCGAGCUACGAUGUGUCGGACUCAGGCCAGCUGGAGCACGUGCAGCCCUGGAGCGUCUGACAUGGCCCUGCCUGCCUCACCACGGACCGUCCGUUUUUGUAACACUUAAGUUAUUUAUCAGCACUUUACUGCAAGUAUUAGUAAUCCCUGAUCAGUAAGCACCUGUCACUGCCCAUGUCCCCCAGAGCCAGUGCGUGCUGUCUGUGGACUGUGCCUCAUGCUUUUUCAGAUGUGCGUAUCAGCAGAAUUAAACGUUUGCCUACAACUCCAA
Molecule: messenger RNA, 2842 nt
Organism: Callithrix jacchus (white-tufted-ear marmoset)
Lineage: Eukaryota; Metazoa; Chordata; Mammalia; Primates; Cebidae
Gene: PFKP
Product: phosphofructokinase, platelet
Biological process (GO): fructose 6-phosphate metabolic process; fructose 1,6-bisphosphate metabolic process; canonical glycolysis
Cellular component (GO): membrane; cytoplasm; 6-phosphofructokinase complex
Molecular function (GO): 6-phosphofructokinase activity; fructose-6-phosphate binding; monosaccharide binding
Source: RefSeq, a predicted model, not a curated record